Leishmania braziliensis MHOM/BR/75/M2904 is the source of this 2172-nucleotide messenger RNA. RefSeq names its product hydrolase-like protein. Gene Ontology annotation, biological process: glycerolipid catabolic process. The record is from RefSeq and is a predicted model, not a curated record. Bases 1 to 2172 code for a protein of 723 amino acids. Gene Ontology annotation, molecular function: triacylglycerol lipase activity. The transcript has a single exon. Lineage: Eukaryota; Euglenozoa; Kinetoplastea; Trypanosomatida; Trypanosomatidae.
AUGAUCGUUAAAGUGCGCGAUUGCCCUACCUCCCGUGCACCAAUCCAUAUUUGUUAUCAGUGUUUCGGCAACCCUGAUGAUGGUCUGCCGGCAGUGCUGCUCAUCGGCGGCCUCAACAUGCAACUCUCCGCCUGGGAUGAGGCUUUCUGCGAAUCCCUCGUACGCGCCGGCUUUUAUGUAAUCCGCUACGACAACCGUGACAUUGGCCACUCCACCAAGAUCGAAAACUGUGGCAAGAUCAAAGUACCAAUGCUUCUACUGCCUGGUCGUGCGGCCAAGUGGCUCGGUGAGGAGCUCCCUUAUCAGCUCGAGGACAUGGCUGAAGACGCUUGGGCGCUUCUCGACGCGCUGAGCAUUCCAUGUGCGCACUUAUUCGGUGUCAGCAUGGGUGGCAUGAUUGCGCAACGGGCUGCGCUGCAGGCGCCGGAGCGGACGAUGAGCCUCACGAGUGUCAUGUCGUCGACGAAUGCGCCUGACCUACCGGAGCCGGCGCUGUGGGUGAAGCUUUGGAUGCUGCGUCCACCGCCGCGCAACUGCACCGUUGACGAGUUGCUGGAGUUCCGUGUCCACUCUCUACGCCACCUCCUCCGCUACGCCUUGCCCCCCGACGGCGAGUACCUGAAGAAGCGGUUCUUAAUGUCGCUGCGGCGCAGUUCCUAUGCUUCGGGGUUAGUGCGGCAGGCCGCUGCGAUCCGCCGCGCCGCCGGGUGCGAUGCGUUGCUGCAGCAGCUGCAUGUGCCCGCCCUUAUUGUGCAUGGGGCGCAGGAUGUCGUGGUGCCGCCGAUGAAUGGUUAUCGGACGGCAGCGAUGCUGCCGUAUGCGCGGCUACUCGUGCUGAAGAGUAUGGGUCACUACUUCCACCCGGCCUUCUUCUCCACCAUCAUUGCCGCGUUUGUCGACAUGGCGGCCUCGACAGAUCCCGCAAGGCGAUGCCUGCGCUCGGCGCUGCCGUCAGCGACAGGCAAUGACGGCAGAAGCGGGAAUUCGAGAGGGGGGUUAGGAGGUGCAUCAGAGGUGGGUGCUGGCGAUGACGGGGACGAGCCCUCUGGCAGUUCAGACGACAAAGUAGUUUUGACGUCGCAGAUGAUGGCAUCACUGGGCGAGUUUAUUGUGCCAGUCGUCGCAGACGCUGAUUCCCCCAUCGGUAAGGCUGCCUGUCGCUCAGUUAUGGUGGCCGUUCCGGGCGGUAACAGCAACCCAGCCGUGCCGGAAGCCGUCAUGGUGGAGAACCUCUUCCAGCGUGAUCCCUACGCGACGCUGAGUGUGCCGAAAUCGGCCAUCGUGAAGCAGCCAGUGCCAUGGCCACCGCUGAAGUCAGAAAAGCACCUGGCUGCGAGUCGAGUAUCCACCGGCGACGGGCUGGCAAUCUCCUCUUCGGGGAACAUCUAUCGGAAAGAGGAGCCGUCAGCAUCGCCAAACGCCGUGACUUUGCCCACCGCCAGUGUCGCGGCAGUGGCGCCGUCGUCGAGUACCGCCGAGCUGCGCACAUUUCCUCUGCUUUCACACAUGGAGGGCGUUAAGCCGUUUGUGCCGUGCAGUUCCUCGCGCUGGCACGAGUUGGUGCCUUAUCCUCAGCGCAGCGCUGCUGCUGCGGGCGGAGCUGGCAUAGGGGGGAUUGUCAGAGGUGGGCGUCCUUCGGUUGAUAAGAUGGCGACAGAGUGCCCUGACUCUUCUUCGUCUGCAUCGUCGUCGGUAGCUGCCCUGGGUGUAGGGGUGUCCACUUGCCCCUCCGGCGACGGCGCCGAGCCGGCAAAGGCGCCGUCGCGGCAGCAGCUUCCUCGUUUCCACCCAGUGGUGGUGGGUAUACCAGUGGAGGAGUACCUACGCAAGAACCCUACCUCGCAACAGAGCAGGAUCAGGGCUCCUGCCACUGCAGCGGGUAGUACGGCGGUUUCUGAAGCGGGCAAGGCAAACGUCGGUGCGACACCAUCUGCCACCCCCGAGGGUGUGACAGGGGUGUUACUUGAUGGAAUUUUUGUAGCCUUUCCGCUGGAACCUGCUGUUGCAGCCAGUGCAGGUAGUGCAGGUAGCGUCAAAACGGCGCAUGACGGGACGACUCACCUCUCCCUUGCAUCCAGGAUCGAGUCGGCGGGGCGAGAAGCUGAUGAGACCUUCUUGCACUCCGAGGCAUCGCAGGACUUCCACGCCGCGUCUUCCUUCGCUGACAUGUGA